This is a messenger RNA of Engraulis encrasicolus (European anchovy), 1157 nucleotides long. It is a transcript of the gene bud23, whose product is annotated as BUD23 rRNA methyltransferase and ribosome maturation factor. Gene Ontology annotation, biological process: rRNA (guanine-N7)-methylation. Lineage: Eukaryota; Metazoa; Chordata; Actinopteri; Clupeiformes; Engraulidae. Gene Ontology annotation, cellular component: nucleolus. Gene Ontology annotation, molecular function: rRNA (guanine) methyltransferase activity. The transcript has 12 exons. The coding region runs from base 114 to 962 and encodes 282 amino acids. The record is from RefSeq and is a predicted model, not a curated record.
UAAAAAUACACAUGUGGUUGACUCUUCGCAGCUACAGCAGAAAUCAGCUGCUGCUACAGAACUGAAACACAAACUUUAACGUUCACCUUUUUUGUACUCGACACGACCUAGCCAUGUCUUCCAGUUGUAGGAGACCGGAGCACAUGGCUCCGCCGGAGGUGUUCUACAAUGAAGACGAGGCAAAGAAGUACACUCAAAAUUCUCGCAUCAUUGAGAUCCAAAAUCAGAUGUCUGAGCGCGCUGUGGAGCUGCUGAGCCUUCCAGAGGACCAGACCUGCCUACUGCUAGACGUGGGGUGUGGGUCAGGUCUGAGUGGAGACUACCUGACUGAGGAGGGUCAUCAGUGGGUGGGUGUGGACAUCAGCUCAGCCAUGCUGGAUGUGGCAGUGGAGCGUGAGGUGGAGGGGGGUCUGGUGUUGGCUGAUAUGGGCCAGGGGCUCCCCUUCAGACCAGGAACAUUCGAUGGGUGCAUCAGUAUUUCUGCUCUGCAGUGGCUGUGUAAUGCUGACAAGAAGAGUCACAGUCCCCCUAAGAGACUCCACUGCUUCUUCAGUUCCCUCUACUCCUGUCUGACAAGAGGAGCUCGUGCAGUCUUCCAGAUCUACCCAGAAAACUCUGAACAGCUGGAGCUGAUUACAGGCCAGGCGAUGCGAGCAGGCUUCACAGGAGGAGUGGUGGUGGACUACCCAAACAGCACCAAGGCCAAGAAGUUUUUCCUGUGCCUGUUUGCUGGCGUUAGUGGAGUACUACCAAAGGGUUUGGGAUCGGAAACCGCUGAAAGAGGAGUGUCUUCUCAAGCUAAUUUCACAACACAGAGGGCGCGCUUCAAGAACAUGAAGGGGAAGAGUUUGAAGAAGAGUAAAGACUGGAUCAUGGAGAAGAAGGAGAGGAGGAGGAGACAGGGCAGGGAGGUGCGAGCUGACACCAAGUACACAGGACGUCACAGGAAACCUCGCUUCUGAACACACACACACACACACACACACAUACAUACACACACACAUACACACACGCGCACACCGAUGCAUCCCCUAUCCCCUAAUUAUUCAGGGGUGUGUCUGCUGUGGUUUCCCCAUAGUGUUUGGAGAUUGGACAGCCAUGUGGAUUUAUGGACUUCAUGCAGCCAUGGACCUCAAUAAAUAGACUUUUUACAUGUG